CAGUCACACUGCAACACGUGCGCGCACGAUAUAUAUUUUGAGAUAAUUUAAAUACCCAAAUGCUAUAGAAAUGGUGGACAACAUAUCACUGAAUGUGAGUGCCAAGGCAUCGGCCGGGAAGCCCCAACAGAAGCAGCAACAGAAAAGCGCGCGGCAGCCCGUGGGGAAACGCGCUCCACCAUCCAGCAAUUUCGAUUUCCAAUUCAAUGCGGAGAAGCCCAAGGUGAAGGCGAUAGUGGUGCGGCGACGGGUGCCCAGCAAGGUGCAGGAAAAGGUCCAAGCUGCUCCUCCACUGCCCGCUGCUCGUGCUCCCGCUUCCACUUCCACGUCCCUGCUCUCUGGCGAUCUCAUGUUCAAUGCCACCGCAGCGCCACCAGCUGCCCCAAAGCCCAGUCUGGGCAAUGAUCUAAUGCUCAAUGUCAGCGCAACGCCAGUGGCCGCUGCAGCGGCCAAGCCAAAGCCAAAGACCACGAGGGCCGAGCGCAUGGGCAGCAAGAAACGCAGCAAUCCAGUGUCCAAGCUGAGCGACGAGCAGCUCAAAAGCGCACUGAAGAGAAAAGGCCAACCGGAGAAUCCCAACAAACUGCCACGCGCUGGCGACAUCUUCAAGGCGCAAAUCGAGGAGGAGCGAAAGCAGAAGCUGGCAACAGAAGAGCCACAACGGGAGCAGGAAGAACAGAAAGAGCAGAAAGAUCAGCCGGAACAGAAGCAGGAGGCUGCCCCAACGGUGGCCACCAAUCGCUUUCGCACCAAGAAAAUUGGCCUCUUCGAUCAGAGCGAUGUGGAGGCGCUCAAGCAGCUGGGCCAGCGGACGGUGAAGCCCGUGAGGGAGACAAUAUUCGCGGGCAGCAAAGUGGCGAGUCUCGGGCUGCAUGCGCACGCGGUGAAGAAUCUGGAGGAUCUGCUGAGCAUAACAGAGCUUACCACGGUGCAGCAGAAGACCAUACCGCAUGUGCUGAGCGGCAAGGAUGUGCUCGUGCGCUCCCAGACGGGCUCCGGCAAGACGCUGGCCUACGCCCUGCCGCUGGUGGAGAAGCUGCAGGCGCAGAUGCCGCAUAUCAAGCGCACCGACGGCGUCGUGGCCCUGAUCAUUGUGCCCACCCGCGAGCUGGUCGUGCAGACGUACGAGCUGCUCCAGAAGCUGCUCAAGCCCUACACGUGGAUCGUGCCCGGUUCGCUGCUGGGUGGAGAGAGCCGCAAGAGCGAGAAGGCGCGCCUGCGGAAGGGCAUCAAUGUGCUGGUGGGCACGCCGGGCCGCCUGGUCGACCAUCUGCUGCACACGGCCUCCUUCAAGCUCUUUCGGCUGCAGUUCCUCGUGCUGGACGAGGCCGAUCGCCUGCUGGAGCUCGGCUACGAGCGGGACGUCAAGCAGCUGGUGGAGGCCAUCGAUAAGCACCGGCUGGAGGCUAAGGCAGAGGACGAGAAGCUGCCGCAGCUGCAGCGUCUGCUGCUGAGCGCAACGCUCACCGCCCAGGUCCAGGAGCUGGCCGGACUCGCCCUCAGCGAUCCCCUCUACAUCGACAACAGCGACGAGGCAGCCAGUGCAGCGCUCAAGAGCAAGGAGGGCUACCAGAAAGACUCGAUCGAGGCCCAGCUGGAGCCGGACGAUGGCCUCGGUGAGUAUCAGGAGGAUGUGACGGGCGUGCUCAGCAUUCCAGAGCAUCUACACCUGAGCUACAUCGUGGUGCCGGCCAAGCUGCGACUCGUGGCCCUCUCCUCGCUGCUGGCCAAGGAAAUGGCCGCCAGCCCCAAGCAGUUCAAGGCCAUCAUCUUCAUGAGCACCACCGAAAUGGUCAACUUCCACCACGACAUGCUCAACGAGGCGCUCACCCGGCGCGUCCUCGACGAGGAUGACGAGAAGGUCAAGGAGAACGAUGAGGACUCUGACGACCAGGACAACAGCACACCGCUGCUGCAGGGACUGCGCUUCUUCAAACUGCACGGCUCCAUGACACAGACGGAGCGUCAGGGCGUCUUUCGAGGAUUCAGGGACUGCGCCAGCUGUGUGCUACUGGCCACCGAUGUCGUGGGCCGUGGCAUUGAUGUGCCCGACAUUAAGCUUGUGAUCCAGUAUACGCCGCCCCAGACCACGGCGGACUUUGUGCAUCGCGUGGGCAGGACAGCGCGUGCGGGCCGCAAGGGCAGGGCAGUGCUCUUCCUGGCGCCGAGCGAGUCGCAGUUUGUGCGGCACCUGGAGAACAAGCGCAUCCGCAUACAGCAGGGCGACAUGUACGCCUAUCUGCAGACGCUGUUGCCGCUCGACGACGAGGCGCGUACCGUACAGGAGGCGGCGUCCAAUUUGCAGCACAAGUUCCAAACGCUGCUCGAGGAUGAUCGCGAGCUGCAUGAAAAGUCCUGCAAAGCCUUUGUGUCCUGGAUGAAGUUCUAUUCGACAUUUCCCAAGGAGCUGAAGCCCAUCUUCAACGUACGUAUCGCCCACAUGGGACACUUUGCCAAGAGCUUUGCCCUCAAGGAGGCACCCACCAAGUUCGCGGGCAAACAUGCCGCACCCAAGGCGCCGCCACCCACCAAUCAAUUGACCUACACGGAGCGCGAUCCCGAAAAGUUGCAGCAGGAGAAGCGCAGCAAGCGACGCAUCUACACGACGACAGUCAGCGGGGAAGUGCGUCAGAUGCAGCCAAAGGAUAUGCCGAGCAAGGACCAGAAGAGGGGAGCAGCGGCAGGAGCUGGCGGACCACCGCCAGCAGGUGGUGCCGUUGGUCGCAGCAGCUUCAUGAAGAGCCUGAACAAGUCGAGGGCUCUCAACAUAUCCGAGUUUGAUAGCGGCCUCCCGUCGGUGGGGCCGGCCAAGCGACUCAAGAAGGCGUAGUUCGUGGAGGGGACCUCCCCAACCAACACGAGACCGCUUGGAGUCCGGGAGGACACAUCGCUGCCAGGCUCUCCGGCCACUUUGCGACUCUUUAUGCGCGCCAUUUUGCUCCGGCCGCCUGGCUGCCUGUCCGCCGUGCCUGCUCAAGCAUUUAAUCGAAAAGAAUAUUGCUCGGCCAGGCUAAGAUAAGAAAUACAACAACAACAACAACAACAACAGCAGCAGCAGCAAGUAAGAAAUAAGUUUAUGUAUAAGAAAAAAGUCUCUGGGAAGAAAAAAAAGAGAAAUGAAAACGCCAAACGAGAUGCGCUCAUAAAAGUUUCAUUUUUCUCAACUUUUAAGCCCGGACGUCCUGUGGGAAAAGUUGCGUGAAACCCGGCGAGCAGGCAGCAUAUUUUUUAAGCUCAUCUCUCCACACUACCAUGCGCUGUACACCCUUGCGGGGAGUGUUUUAGUGAAGUGAAUGCAAUAUAAUAAUGUAUAUAGAAUAUUCUUGAUCCAUGAAGCCAUGUCCAGCCUUGUCUAGCAGCCACAACUAAUAAGCUUAAAUUGAUUUCAAUUGCAACCCAAGUACUCUAGGAAGAACGAACAAGAUUGAAGCUACUGACAAAUUAUAAGACCACGUUUAUAUCUUGUACCAGAGAGUGUCUGCAAAGAGUAUCAAACACUUCGCUCAAUCGCUCACUCUGUGUGGCUUUGCUUUCUUGUUUUAUGAUUACUUUUCCCUCUUUAACUUGAUGUAAUAUAUAAAUAUAUUUUAUUUGAUUUUUUUCUGCUUA
This is a messenger RNA of Drosophila subobscura, 3609 nucleotides long. Its product is annotated as probable ATP-dependent RNA helicase CG8611. Gene Ontology annotation, biological process: ribosome biogenesis. The record is from RefSeq and is a predicted model, not a curated record. Lineage: Eukaryota; Metazoa; Arthropoda; Insecta; Diptera; Drosophilidae. Gene Ontology annotation, molecular function: ATP binding; nucleic acid binding. The transcript has 5 exons. Gene Ontology annotation, cellular component: nucleus. Bases 71 to 2830 code for a protein of 919 amino acids.